CCUGCAGCUGAUUUCAUGGAGCAACAGAAUAAAGUGCCUGACAUUCCUGCUGCCGUUUGUCACCGUCCUGCGGCUGCAGUGGGUGGGGGUGUGACCAGAACCCCUCCCCACCCACUGCAGCAGCAUAAAGGCGGCUCGGCCCGAGCGCCGCUGCAUUCUCCUCUCCUCCACCCAGAGCAGCAGAACUCCUCCAGCAUGGCCUCCUUCUUCUCCACCCGAUCCUCCUCCUACUCCAGCGGGGGCCGCCUGGGCUCCAUGAGGAGCGGCAGCGUCUACGGCGGCGCCGGCGGCUCCGGGGUCCGGAUCUCCAGCAGCACCGCGUCCAGAAACUUCUCCUCUGGUGGAGGUGCAGGUUUCGCUGCAGGUGGAGGCGGCGCAGGCUUCGCCUCCGGUGGAGGUGCGGGCUUCGCUGCAGGCGGGGGCUUCAACCUGUCCGACGCCCUGGACAUCUCCGACAACAAGAAGGCGGCCAUGCAGAACCUGAACGACCGGCUGGCCUCCUACCUGGAGAAGGUCCGCAGCCUGGAGGCGGCCAACGCCGACCUGGAGAAGAAGAUCCGGGAGUUCCUGGACAAGAAGACCCAACCUGCGAGCCAGGACUACUCCAGGUUCUACACCAUCAUCAGCGACCUGCAGAACCAGAUCAUCGAUGCCACCCGGGUGAACGGCUCUCUGCACCUUUCCAUCGACAACGCCAAGCUGGCCACCGAUGACUUCAGGAUUAAGUACGAGAACGAGCUGGCCAUGCGGCAGUCGGUGGAGGCCGACAUCGCCGGGCUGAAGAGGCUCCUGGACGAGCUGACGCUGGCCAGGUCCGACCUGGAGAUGCAGAUCGAGUCUCUGAGGGAGGAGCUGAUCUACCUGAAGAAGAACCACGAGGAGGAUCUGCUGAGCAUGAGGUCACAGGUGGGCGGGCAGGUCAACGUGGAGGUGGAAGCCGCGCAGCAGCCGGAUCUGACCGCCAUGAUGGCCGAAAUCAGAGAACACUACGAGGGCGUCGCCAGCAAGAACCGCAAAGACCUGGACAACUGGUUCCAGGCCAAGUCUGAGGAGCUUCAGAAAGAAACCGCUGUCAGCACAGAAACGCUCCAAACGUCUCGCUCUGAGAUCUCAGACGUCAAACGGACGCUGCAAAAUCUGGAGAUCGAGCUCCAGUCGCAACUCAGCAUGAAAGCAUCUCUGGAGGCAACGCUGGCGGAAACACAGAGCAGGUACAGCAGCAUGCUGGGCGGCUACCAGAUGCAGGUGACGCGCCUGGAGGAGCAGCUGAUGCAGCUGAAGGCCGACCUGGAGCGGCAGAGACAGGAGUACCAGAUGCUGCUGGACAUGAAGACCCGACUGGAGAUGGAGAUCGCAGAAUACCGCCGCCUGCUGGACGGAGAGGGAGGUGGCAGCGCCUCCAGCAUGGAGGACAGCCUGGUGGGCAACGAGAAGUUCACCAUGCAGAACCUGAAUGACCGGCUGGCCUCCUACCUGGAGAAGGUCCGCAAGCUGGAGGCGGCCAACGCCGAGCUGGAGCAGAAGAUCCGCGGCUUCGUGGACAGCAAGGUGGGGCCCUCCACCCGGGACAACAGCGGCUUCUUCACCUCCAUCACCGAGAUCACAGAGAAGAUCCAGGAGGCCCUCCGAGUGAACGGAGCCGUCCACCUGAGCCUGGACAACGCCCGCCUGGCCGCAGACGACUUAAGGACCAAGUACGAGAACGAGCUGGCCAUGCGGCAGUCGGUGGAGGCCGACAUCGCCGGGCUGCGGCGGCUCCUGGACGAGCUGACGCUGUCCAAGUCGGACCUGGAGAUGCAGAUUGAGGGACUGAGGGAGGAGCUGAUCUACCUGAAGAAGAACCACGAGGAGGAGCUGGUGUCCACGCGCUCCCAGAUGAGCGGCCAGGUCCACGUGGAGGUGGACGCCGCGCCGGCUCAGGACCUCACCAAGGUGAUGGAGGAGAUCCGGGAGCAUUACGAGUCGGUCGCCGCCAAGAACCAGAGAGACCUGGAGGCCUGGUUCCAGACCAAGACAGAGACUCUGAACAAGGAGGUGGUCUCUCAGUCGGUGACGCUGCAGGAGUCCAGGGGCGAAGUGACAGAGGUCAAAAGGUCGCUACAGUCUCUGGAGAUCGAGCUGCAGACAAUGCUGGGCAUGAAAGCGUCUCUGGAGGCGACCAUGGCUGAGACCCAGAGCCGAUACUCGCUGCAGCUGUCCGGCUACCAGAUGCAGGUAUCGUCCCUGGAGGAGCAGCUGGUUCAGCUGAGGGCCGACAUGGAGCGGCAGGGUCAGGAGUACCAGAUGCUGCUGGACCUGAAGACCCGGCUGGAGAUGGAGAUCGCAGAAUACCGCCGCCUGCUGGACGGAGAGGGAGGCGGCAGCUCCUCCUCCUCCACGCGGCGCGUGGUGACCAUGGUGGAGGAGACCGUGGACGGGAAGCUGGUUUCCUCCUCAUCUUCAUCCACCUCUUCCUCAGUGACUCACUGAAGCAGCCAAUCAGCUUCCUUCCUGAUCACUCACCUGAGAAUAAACCAGAGUCCGCCUCAG
This is a messenger RNA of Xiphophorus couchianus (Monterrey platyfish), 2529 nucleotides long. RefSeq names its product keratin, type I cytoskeletal 13-like. Gene Ontology annotation, cellular component: cytoskeleton. NCBI's taxonomy places the organism in Eukaryota, Metazoa, Chordata, Actinopteri, Cyprinodontiformes, Poeciliidae. The record is from RefSeq and is a predicted model, not a curated record. Gene Ontology annotation, molecular function: structural molecule activity. Bases 16 to 2469 code for a protein of 817 amino acids. The transcript is spliced from 14 exons.